CGAAGAUCUCGAUAAGAAAUAGCACUUGUAGGGUCUGGCGCGUAAGAACAAAAUGGUAGAUAGUGAAGAAGUAUCACGCGGCUCUAAUCACCCAGUAUCUUGAGUAGAGAUUUCUGGGGUGAGAAGAGAACUAGAAGUUCUAAGCGGAAGAUUUUGUCACCAUCGUUUCUUUGUCAUUUCUAGCCGCCUCGCCAACGCCAUCCUAAAUUCCAAUUCGGAACUGUACAGACAAAAUGAUAAUCCACAACCCGGAGACGUUCAUCGUCAAGAAGACGCUGCAGUCUCUCUCCUCCGCCGACUCCGAAUUUUCCACUUUUUGCACCCUCGCCGGGAUCGGGAAGAAGGACCUCCUAUUACAAUGAAAAAUGCCCCCUCCCCAUAUCGAAAGGCAUGUUUCCGAAAAUUUGCGUUGCUGAUUUGUGACCACAAAUCGGGUCUGUCUUGCAAGCAGGCACACUCAGGCUGUUCGCCACAUGAUGCAGGCGAUUUGUCAUGCUGUAUGGCCUAUAGGGUCGCCAUCUACUAUGCUAGGCGCCUACACCAAAAAGCCCCCGCCUAUGCUCAGGAUCUGUGUGCAUUCCUCUACUGCAACACAAAUUUGAUUUGUGUAUCCAAAUCCAGCAUCAGAAAUUUCGUUUUGAUGUGGGGAGGGGGGAUUUUUCCUUUUGAUACCUCCAGGAGCCGCUGAAUCUGCAGAAAAUCACGGUUUAUGCAUGGCAAAUCUGUUUGCGUCUGGAAAGUUGUGAUGCAAGUCAUUGAAUAGAUGAGGAAAGUGUCAUGCAGCACCGUCAAGCGUGCCACUAGUUUUUUCGUUGCUCUGUGUUGCGUAGUCUGCAUUAGAAACUGCGUUCUAGCAUGACAGGCAACAGGGGCCCGUUGCGGCCACGCGAUACAGUGCUCAGGGUCAUGCCAGACUAGCAUAAGAAAUCUCGCAAUCUUAUAGACCCGGACACAGUUGCAAUGCAUACGGUUUUUGGCAACACGGACUCUGCAACGGAAGAUGUGGACCCCAAGAGUCUGUUUGGGCAAUUGCUGCGGAGCAGCGAGUCUAAUGCGAACAUCGGAAGUGGUGCUUCUGCGAGCCAUGACGCCGGAUCGUCUACUUCCCAUAACAACAACAACCCAGGGCAACUCACCCUACCGUUGCAGGGCUCCCAGUCCGUCGGGAACAUUCUCGGGAGCAGUGCUGCAGCGCCCCAUCCCAACGACGCGGCGGGGACCCUCACCGCGAAGAAAAAUUUCCAAAACGCGGUCGCCAGUUUGAAGGAGUAUCGCGUGAAAAUCCCGCCGUUGAGGGAGAUAGCACAGUUUAAGAAUUUAAAGGAGUUGACGAUUGUACAGCAGAAUUUAUCGACGAUCAACAGCUCGACACUGCAGCACAACAACAACUCAACUUCGCCCUCUGCCGGCGCAUCUUCCGCCGCAGCUUCUUCAACCGACCAGUUACUACCCCAUCUGCAGAAGUUAGUUUUGAAUGAGAACAAUCUGACGAAUCUGAAAGGGUUGCAUUUGUUGACACGGCAAUCGUUGAAACACCUUUACGUUUCGCACAACAAGAUUCGGAAUUUACAUUCCGACUGGCAUAUCAAAUGCAAAAGUGUCUGGGUCUGGAUUGUUGCCGGGUUUGUCAUGCAUAUUUUGCAUGACCCAGGAUGUCUGCAAUGCACAACCUAGCAUCACAGAUGUUUAGAGGGCCCUCUGAUGCCUGCUCCGCAUGACAAAUGCCCUCCCCGCGUAGCACAAAAUAAACUCAUCUUGCUGGUCAUGCAAUGCAGAUUUUUUUAGAAUCCAAAAACAGCAUGAGAAGUUUCGAUCCUUCCAGACGCAGACAUGUUUGCAAUGCAUAUGGCAUCUAAAACUGAUGACGCGGCUGGAGACCUUUUGGAUUAUUACAAUGAAAAAUGCCCCCACGGCCCCCAAAGUUGCAAUAAUUUGUGAUGCAAAGCUUCCACAUGCAAACUUUUUGUCAUGCAUGAAAGGACAAUGAAUCUUUCUGAUGCAGAGUGUAGGCGUAUAUCGCAUCGCUUGCAUGACAAGCGCCACUCUUGCUGGGAUCUUGCGCAAUACAAAUUUUUUCUAUUCACGAUUGGAAAUGAUCUGUGAUGCUGAUAGAUGCAAGAGGGCGAAUGUUUCGUUUGCAAAGGUUUGCAAUACAAAUGCUCCCAAAUUCGGGGGUGGGGGUAUUUGUCAUUGUAAUAUGGAUCGCGGAUAAUCUACUGACGAGCUUAGCUGGAACACACUAUUUCCCCCAACUCCAGUAUGCAAGAAAAACACUGUGUAAGUGUAAAUCUGUGGUGCAGAAAAUGCAAAACAGUUACACUUGUCAUGCUCAACAUGCAUGAUCGGGUUGCUUCCUAUGUGUUUUCCCUUCCUAUCUGCGCAUAACAAGUUUUUCCUGUCAUGGCAGACAAACUUGUGAUGCUGUUUUCCCAAAAGACUUACACUUACACAGUUUUUUUCCUGGAUAUCCAGGACCUGAACGUGGCCGGGAACAUGAUCGACAACAUCAACAUUCUUUUCCUGUCCAAAACGGUGAAGAAGCUGAAUUUGAGUGGGAACUUACUCUACAACUUCGCGGAUUUGAUUGAACUCUCGAAAUUUUAUCCCGCACAAAAACGCCCCCAUGCCCAUAAUCAAGUUGGAAACUCUGCAACACAAAUCCAGAAGUCUUUGUCUUGGGAGGCACGCAUGACAAGUUUGGGUAAGUAGUUCUCAGUGUAGUCGGGUUUGGCUGGUGCAGCGGCAUCACAAAUCUAUCAGCUGAUGCUGAUUAGAGGAUCACAAGUUCUUCCCGGAUAGCAUUAGAAAAAGAUCGUCAUGGGGAUGCGCAUGAGAAACAUUUUAGGCGUGCGGAUUUGCAUUACAGCUCGAGAAGGGUGGGGACGUUUUUACACACGAUAAAUUCCCGGGGCAGUUCACGGAAUUGUCGUUUUCAAGUCCGGAUUGGGGCCGGAACCCGAUUUGCUUAUUAUAUGCAAAAACGUGCCCACCCCAUAGUCAAGUUGAGAACGUAGCAACACAAAUCCAGAAGUCUUGGGAGCCACGCAUGACAAGUUGCAGUCCGUAGUGUAGUGCAUAUAAUUAGCAAGGACAGCCGCAUCACAAAUCCAUCUGCUUAUUCUGUUUGCAGCAUUACAAAUGCCAAAUCACGACUGGAAGUGCCUCCCUUGGGGACGCGCAUUGCAAAUGUUCCUGCAAUUGCAAAUCUGCAUGGCAACUCUGGGGUGGGGACGUUUUUACACAGGAUAUCGCCUACUGCAGAACUACGAGAUGUUCGUCUUGCGGUAUCUGGGGUGGCAGCUACAGUUUUUGGACGAGAUCAAAGUGGCGGAUGUGGUGGCUUCGGGGUCAAGUGGUGGGAAUGCGGGAGGGACAGUGAAAGAGAAUAACAAAUCCGGUGAGCAAGGGAGUGGGUCUACUACUGCAGGAACAGCGGGUACUAGUGCUGACACGACGACCAAGGAAGCCAGAAGUUCUACUUCGACCUCCAGCUCUAGCAGCACAACAACAACUGGAGCGAAUCAAGACGGGACCACUACUGCAUCUUCUGUCGCAAACAACCAAGCAGCAGUUGUGUCCUCCUCCGCGACCUUGCGCCAAGCGGAGAUUGCGUAUUUGAAGAAGCGGCUGUUUUACUCCAUGCGGGACAAUUUAGAUUCUUCCGCGAUCGCGGAGCUGAACGCCAAUAUUCUGCCGCUGUUCCGGCGUAUAGAAGCGGAGAUUCUGCAGCAGAACAAAGGGCCGCAGGUGACUUCUUCUUUUAGCAACGACAGGCAACACCGAACCAGCAGCGGCACCGUAUUGACGAAAGAGCUGUGCAAGGAUUUGCAGCAGCUCCGGGUUCUAUACAAGUUCCUGCAGUCGAAAUUGUCCGAUUUGGCCAGGCGGGAUACCAUCGCGAAGCUUUUGGAGCUCGAAUCCGUCGCGUUGUGUGCUAUGGAGCCAAUCGCGAACCAGGAUCACGCGUUUAAAAAAACUUUGAACGAUUUAUGACCUGCUCAAACGUUACAAUCCCAAACGUUACAGUAGACUCCGGAUUUUGUCUUGCAUAAAGAGCAUGAGGACGUUAUGUAGAGUUGCGCCGUUCGCAAUACAAAUUUUGCCGGAUAUCAAUGGGGUUUGGGUGCCGAAACUUGUCAUGCGCAAACCUAUGGGGCUACGGUAGAUCAUGCACUUUCUGCAUCACAGAUUUCCAUAUUCUAUUGUAACGUUUGAGAUUGUAACACCUGAGCAAGUUAUACGAUUUGUUCCUCUCCAAAGUUUUCCCGCAGAGCUCCUCAAAAACGUGUCUCGCGGUGUUGCCAGUACAGAUCUCUCGGGUGCGGAACCGGUUUUGGCAAAUGCGGGUGGAGUGUGCACAGGAAAAGAUGCACGCUGAGAAGGAGACAGCGGGGUGGCUGAAGGUAUAGAAACUGUUUCAUUUUUGUCAUGCUGGAUAAUUUCUAUUUGAGUGCAACAUGCGCAGAGCGAUACGAAUGUGCAACGAGCAUGUGUCAUGCUGUGCGGCGCACGAGAGGCUAAUUUUGUGAUGCACAAAACCGCACUAUAUAUACCAAACCAAACUACAGGGCGUCGUCUUCACUUCCCACGGCCCCGUUUGGCCCAAGCAGAAAAACGAAGACGAGCAGCCGACCAUUGCCAUCCCCGCACCUUCUGCUGUGGAGAAUAGCAAUACAACAAACACGGACGCAACUACGAACAACCAGAACCAAGAUGCGACUGGGGGUACGAAAGUGUACAACAGAGCUGCCACGAUAACUUUACCCCCAGAAGUAUCCUGUGUAAAAACGUCUCCACCCCAUCUUCAAGAUGGAAAAUCUGCUACACAAAUCAACAGGCUUUGGCUGUUGCGCAUGACAAGUUUGUCCUCGUAGUGCAAUAGUGUGUAGCUAGCUCAGCAGCAUCACAGACCAGCGCGCCGUGCUUGUUGGACCAUCACAAGUUCCGAAACGCGACUGGUUUAUGCUUCUCAUGGGGCUCCGCAUGACAAACACUUUCAGCAUGCAGCUCUGCAUUACAAAUAUGGGGUGGGAACGUUUUUACCGAGGAUGAGAAGAGCCGGAGUACCUAUUCCUUUCCUGCGGGGAUUCGGGGACGAUAGAAACUAUGCAUUGCAAGAAUGUUUUGGCCUGGAAGGAUGCAACUUGUAAUGCCAAUUCUGGAUCGUACAAAAAUCUGUGUUGCAUGAAUGCCAAAGAACAGUUGUCCACUUUUGACCAAGUUGCGAGGAGGUUUCUCGUGCAGGGUAGGCAUGUUAGGGAUCAUCAUCAUCAUCUCACGGAAUCUGUCAUGCUAGGAUCCUGCAUUCCAGACGACAUGGAUCAUGGAAAAUCUGCAUGACAAGUCUCGGAAUCUUCCAGACGCAGACAUGUUUGCAUUUGAUAGAGACGGUUUUGCGGCAUUUCUCUGCCUGUUUAGACCAUCAGAGUUGGAUAUCAAAUGCAAAAAUGUCUGGGUCUGGAAACUUGUAAUGCUGUGCUGGGAAUAGUGAAUGCUCUGUAAUGCACAGCCAAGCAUGAGAAAUAUGCGCACUUCUUUGUGUUGCGUUUUUCCCAUCAGAAACUGCGUUUCUGCAUGACAGGCAAAAGGGUCUCUUCUUGGACACGCAUCACAAACUUUUUUCUCAUGCCAGACAAGCAUGACAUGCUUCCAGACCCAGACAUUUUUACAUUUGAUAUUGGACCGCAUUGGCGAACGUGUCGGGUAGUGGUGGUGGAGGGAGUAGCACAGCUAGCAGCUCUAGUACAACUUCUGCUACUGCAAGCGCCGCGUCACAAACUACUUUAUUUCCCCCACCUACCACUGCGGGGAACUGCUCAACCACCAGCUCUAGCUCCUACCAUCUCCACUCGAGUUUCUUCAGUUCGCAAGCCUUACCCCCCACCCUCUCCGUCUCCGCUGUGCAGCAGGUGGAGAAUUAUGCGAAGACGAGGCCGCCAUAUGCAUUGCAAAUAUGUCUGGGUCCUCUGGAAAGUUGUGAUGCUAAUGUCCCCGAAUGAUACGUUGCAACCUGUAUCAGGGGGUCGCGCAUGACAAGUUUCUGAGCGGCUAUGUCUAGUGUGAAGCGCAUGACAAAUGGCCUUUUGGCAUAAACAGGGACGCCCUGCCCUUAGUCUCCCAACAUGACACACAAGUGGUACUGUAGCGGCGCACCAAGCAUGGCAGACUUUUCUGUCUUGUCGGCCACGCAUGACAGACUUGCAUUCUUCCAGACAUCCAGGGAUAGUUGCAGUGGAUACGCCACAAGCAAAUGGAACAAUGAAUAAAAGCAAUAGUAGAACCCCGUCGAUUUCCCCGACGCGGAAUAUCAAGAGGAAAAAUCCCCCCUCCCCAUAUCGAAACUGAAUUUCUGAUGCUGGAUGUGCGUACACAAAUCAGCUUUGUAUUGCAGAGAGGCAUUGCGGCCAGAUCUCCAGGCUAGGUAGGGGCGUAUCGGUCUAGUUGUUCAGCAUGGCAAACGGCUCCCCUUUAGGCCCAACAGCAUGACAAACCGCUUCCGGAAUGGGGCGGAGGCUUCUGCCCUUGUCUUCUUGCAAGACAAACGUGAUUUGUGGCCUCAAAUCAGCAACGCAAAUUUUCGGAAACCUACCUUUUCAAUAUGGGGAGGGGGGAUCUUUCUUUGCAAUACGGAACACACCGUAUCAACCGCAAAUAUGUAGUCUGGGUUUGCUGGAAAUUUGUGAUGCUGAAUCGUCAUGAUGGAGUGUGUCUUAAAGUGUAGGGAGGGGGGUGACGAGUUUGUUUCUCGAACGCGUAUUUCUCAUGCGUAGUGCGAAUUACAAACUGCGACUUUGCAUAACGGAAGUGUCGUGGCCGCACUUCUGCUGCUUAUGCAACACAGAUUUUUAUUCAGGAAUGCAAGACACGCAAUACAGGUUGUACUUCGACCUUUAUUCCAGACCCGGAUCGAUUUUUGCAAGGCAUACACCGGUCGUCUCGCCGACUAGAGGAUCUGCGAGUAAUUCCGCCUACACCCCGAGAAGGCCCUUUCUCGGGGGAUCUCCCGGGAGUCAGCAGUACGGGCAAUCCACUUCGACCUACACAACGAACAUGCUGA
Molecule: messenger RNA, 7057 nt
Organism: Amoebophrya sp. A120
Lineage: Eukaryota; Dinophyceae; Syndiniales; Amoebophryaceae
Source: the annotation of a GenBank genome assembly